UGGCGCCCUGGCCACCGUCGGGACGGUCCACGUGGUGCGUCCGGCGGCAGCUUGGGGCAGUGGCUACCCCGCUCCCUCCACGCGCUCCUCGGGGGGCCGGCCCCGGCGGGGGUGCGGACAGCCGCCGCGGAGCGGGCCGGACGGAGGGCCGGAGGGAGCGCGAGCCCUUCGCGACGCUUUUGCGACAGCCGCGGCCGUGUUUCGCCGAGUCUCCUCCCUCCUCCUCUCUCUGAUGAGGAAAGAUGAUAAAGACUAUGCUUUAAAACAAAUAGAAGGAACCGGGAUCUCUAUGUCGGCAUGUAGAGAAAUAGCACUACUCCGAGAGCUCAAGCAUCCAAAUGUCAUCUCUCUCCAAAAGGUGUUUCUGUCUCACGCCGAUCGGAAAGUGUGGCUUCUGUUUGACUAUGCGGAACAUGACCUCUGGCACAUAAUCAAGUUCCACAGAGCUUCUAAGGCGAACAAGAAGCCGGUUCAGCUCCCGCGGGGCAUGGUGAAGUCGCUGCUGUACCAGAUCCUGGACGGGAUCCACUACCUGCACGCGAACUGGGUGCUGCACAGGGACCUGAAACCUGCUAAUAUUUUAGUUAUGGGUGAAGGUCCUGAGCGAGGAAGAGUAAAAAUUGCCGAUAUGGGCUUUGCCCGAUUAUUUAAUUCACCUUUGAAGCCUUUAGCAGAUUUGGACCCCGUAGUUGUCACUUUCUGGUACCGAGCCCCAGAAUUACUUCUUGGAGCGAGACAUUAUACCAAAGCUAUUGAUAUUUGGGCUAUAGGGUGUAUAUUUGCAGAACUACUAACGUCAGAACCAAUAUUUCACUGUCGACAAGAGGACAUCAAAACUAGUAAUCCUUAUCACCAUGACCAGCUGGACAGAAUAUUCAAUGUAAUGGGAUUUCCUGCAGAUAAAGAUUGGGAAGAUAUAAAAAAGAUGCCCGAACAUUCAACAUUAAUGAAAGAUUUCAGAAGAAAUACGUAUACCAACUGCAGCCUUAUCAAGUAUAUGGAAAAGCAUAAAGUGAAACCAGAUAGUAAAGCAUUCCACUUGCUUCAGAAGUUGCUCACCAUGGACCCAAUCAAGCGAAUUACCUCAGAACAGGCUAUGCAGGAUCCCUACUUCUUAGAAGACCCACUUCCUACGUCAGAUGUUUUUGCCGGUUGUCAGAUUCCUUACCCAAAACGGGAAUUUCUAACAGAAGAAGAACCUGAUGACAAAGGAGACAAAAAGAACCAGCAGCAGCAGCAGGGCAAUAACCACACGAACGGAACCGGCCACCCCGGCAAUCAGGACAGCGGCCACACGCAGGGACCCCCGCUGAAAAAGGUGCGCGUCGCCCCGCCGACCACUACCUCAGGUGGACUGAUCAUGACCUCAGACUAUCAGGUACUGGACGCGCGGCGUGCCGCCUUCGCGGCCCAUUUCGUACCGGUUUUUCUGACCACGAUGUCACGUGUCCGCUCUUUCUAAGAUGUCACUUUUGCUAGACUUGGCAGAGUUUAGAAUUAUAUGACUUAUUGAACAGACUUUGAAAGAGGAAAGCCAUAGAUCACGGCUAAUCUUGUAUAGCGUUCGCCUUGGGAGCGAGUAGCAUGAGACGCAGGUGCAGGGGCGGGAAUAAUAACGCAGCAGGUGACAGGUAGAGGCCCCUGAACUCUGCCUCUGUUCUCUUCCUUUGGGCCGGUUGUAGAGUUCAGGAUGCUACUCUGACAUUUCAGUAAUUAUCAUCAUACUUUUGAAUAUGACUUGCAGCAGAGAGUGAGAUUCAUUCGUUUAAAGGACACAAAAAGAUUUAGUGCCGAGGAAAGUAAUUCUGCGGCAUCCCUUCUCGCCACGUCCAUUUUUAUCCGUUAGUCGUGCGUGCGCGUCGCGGAGCUUCCUCUGAAGACGCGAGCACGUGAAUCUGCUUGGAAUGUCUUAACGUGCACGUCGAGUUCACGUGUAAAGCUGUCAAGCACGUUAGUUAUGAGUUCUCAAAUAGGUGCAGAACAGCACGAAAAGGGGGUGCUGCCGUAGAACAACACAGCGUAGUCAUGGACUUCGCACAGAAAAGCGGAUACUAAUAAAGAUUUGGGGGUUCGGCCCUUUGAACGCGAAAGCUGCUGCGCGGCCCAAGACUUCUACUGGGGUCUUGAAGCCGUGGCGUCGGCGGCG
This is a messenger RNA of Pteropus alecto (black flying fox), 2146 nucleotides long. It is a transcript of the gene CDK8, whose product is annotated as cyclin dependent kinase 8. Gene Ontology annotation, biological process: protein phosphorylation. Bases 233 to 1462 code for a protein of 409 amino acids. Lineage: Eukaryota; Metazoa; Chordata; Mammalia; Chiroptera; Pteropodidae. Gene Ontology annotation, cellular component: mediator complex; nucleus. Gene Ontology annotation, molecular function: ATP binding; cyclin-dependent protein serine/threonine kinase activity; RNA polymerase II CTD heptapeptide repeat kinase activity. The transcript has 12 exons. The record is from RefSeq and is a predicted model, not a curated record.